UCGGCACAGCACACCGACUGGCCACGAGAGCAACAGCGACGGGCGUCGAACGGGCGGAAGUGUCGCGUUACAACGCUUUCCGUCGCGCGCUGGCUUGCGCACCACGCCAUGGGGCGAGGAGGCGGCCGAUGGGCUCAAGGGUACCCGCCCCCCUCGGCGCAGCUUCUUGACAGCGGUCCUCGCUGUUCUGUCUCCCUUUCCAAGGAACGAAGCCCACAGGGCGCUGGCGAACGGGACUAUAGUCUGCGUGCACGAGUGGCUGGUCGGGUCCUGACCCCGGAGUAGCGCUCGCCUGCUGCUUGCCUCGACUGGUCCUCCGGAGAGAGGAAGGGAGCGUGCCCUGCGAGCCGGGGUCUGUCGGAGAAACCCCGGAUUUCUUUUUUCGGAGAUUGCUGUCUCCCUGCCACUGUCAGCCGCGGGGCGCCCUUGGGUGAGAUCGCUUCGCCAGAAGCCCGAGAACAAGUAUGGCUCCGAAGUUAUGGAAACAAUGAGACUCGAAGAAAAGAUCCAUCGUCGGGGUAGUGGUCCGUAGAGAGUGCAUCAGGCAUCAAAGCUAGCAAUGUUCAGCAAAAAGACAGGAAUAUGCUGUGGCGCAUUUUCCCUGAUUGUGGCCGUUUUCUCGGUAUUCGUGCUGAUAGAGUUUGACGACUUCUACAGGGACCUACUAAACAAGCAAGUGACCAUAACACCGGGCUCCACCGCCUUCCACGUGUGGAAAGAUGUGGGCUCCUGCUUCGACAUGUCUGCCAACCUGUACUUCUUCAAUAUCACCAACGUGGAGGCGGUCAAGGCGGGCAGGGCCAACCCUCGCCUGCGGCAAAUGGGGCCUUACUCUUAUCGGAUCGAAUGGGUGAAGGACAACAUCACGUUCAACGACAACGGAACUGUGUCCUUCCUGGAGAAGAUGAUCUUUCAUUUCGACGAGGAUAAUUCCGCUGGCACGGAGGACGACCUUGUGACGACUGUCAAUGUGCCCUUCAUCGCGACACUGCACCUCCUGAGCGGCCAGGGUAUGUGGAUGCGUUCGAUGGGGCGCAUGGUGCUGUCCAGCCUGGGCCAGGAGCUCUACCUAACGCGUACCGUGCGCGAGCUCAGCUUCGAAGGCUACCCGGACGUGCUCAUGAAGCUCGCCGCAGUCGCGCGUAAAAGCAGUGACGGCACAGACGGCACAGCGGCUGGUGGUCACGGUAACAUCGAUAUCGCCAGCGUCUUGCGCAAGGGCUACCGAACCCUGGUGGAGUUUCUCAAGAACCAGCCCGAGGACGCGGCCGGACGCUUCGCUUACAUGGCAGGGCGCAACGACACGUUUCACGAACUUAUGACGAUGUAUACAGGAGAGGGGGACAUUUGUCGGAUAAACCACUUGGACUCCGUAGACGGAAAAAGGCAACUUGGUGUCUGGGGCGACGAGCUAUGCGACACAGUUCGGGGGUCCUUUGGCAACGUGCGUCCUCCACUUUCAACGUCCUCAUCAGAGACUGUGUUCAUUCCUGACUUGAAACGGACUUUUGAGCUUCACCUCGUGGACGAUUCCAAGGUCGGCGGCCUGGCCACGCGGCGGUUCGCCGUUACGUCGGGUGUCUUCAACAAGAGGUCGCCCGAGAACGCCUGCUACAAUGCAGCCCGGAAGCACUUGCCUUCGGGAGUCACUGACCUCGGUCCUUUGCAGGACGGAGUGCCGGUCGUCAUGUCGCUUCCUCACUUCCUCUACGGGAGCUCCUCCCUCUUCAAGGGCGUCGACGGCUUGUAUCCCGACGAGAAGCAGCACCUCUUCUACAUCGACAGUGAUCCGACCACGGGAGCGUCAAUUUCUGGCAGAGUUCGACUACAGCUGAACGUAUUAAUGAAGGACAUUCCAGGCUUCUGGUCUUCUUCUGAUCUGGGAUACACGGUCCUUCCUCUGUUUUGGCAAGAAGUGGUGGCUGAAGCACAGGAGCACACCCUGACCAGGAUACGAGUGGCGGUGCUGGCUCCGAUACUAGUUCGGUGCACGGCCAUAUUUCUUCUGGUGGCCUCCAUCAUCCUGCUGCUGGUUUCCUUUAUCUCCGUGCUCAGGUCCCGCCGAAGUCGCCGGCGCGUCGUCUCCGAGCCAUCCAAGGCUCCCAGGGACAAGGUGUCCAUCUACCUCAACGGCGGCAGCUUCCUCCCCAGUCGGGACAACAACAAUGGUCAUCUCAAGAACGGCGCUGUUCCAGCAGCGCUUGCUCAAGACACGCCCGAGGCCGACGCCCUGCUCUUGCACUCCACUGCUGUCUAGCGCCUGCGAUGUGCGCGGUGUAUUCGGCCACAAGCAUCGGCACCAUGCAGUACGCUCGAAUACGGUGGCUUGAGAAACAUCGGCAAUACUGGAGUGUGACGUUCCUUGUGUUCUGUGACUGAACGGUAUACGAACUUUUACGUCACAAACAUCGGGUGCCCCAGGCGGUGCGUCGUGCCUUUAUAAGAAAUUGGUGACGAGAAGGAGUAGCACAGCUCGAACGCUGUAUUGGUAAAUGCGACGGAUCAUAUACAGGGUCAUAACCGGUUAGUGCUGGGACCAUCAGCAGGGACAAUGUGCUGUUGUGUAGGCCUAGUAGCAAGAGGUAUAGCUGAGGGUCGCCGGUUCGACCCCUUGUCGGAGUGACUGUGUCCUUAACGCGCGCCUCCCUCGCACUCACGUGCCCUGCCUGCGCGCUUUGGUGCUCUGAAAAAUGUAUCGUCGGCGCUAACUACGCAGUGAAUACGGGCACGGACUUUUCACUCAUCGCGUGUGCGUACUUCAACGUGAUGGAUGCGUCGACAUCAGUGCUUGACGCGUAUGUGCGUGCCAUCUCGCGAAGGUUCCACUUACUGAUGUUGGAGUGUUACUAGUGGACGGCUACCGUUCAUCGUUCGUUGAUUUCCGACGGUCAAAAGAUGUAUGGCUACCAAAAACGUAACUGUCGGUAACAGUUCAAUACUGGAAACAUGCCUGGAGGGCGUUGAAUGAUGUACUGUUUCCCGCCUCAUAUGUACAUUAUAACAGUCUGCAACGAGUAAUGCGGCUUUAUUCUUAUCGUGCAGCUGCACAUAGGGUUUGUCUAUGCGAUUAGAAUUUUUGUUCGCUAAAGCGUUUGUCCUUCAGUACCGGUGCUGUUCUCGUGUUUAAUAACCCAUUUUCUAUAUUGUUGAUGAUAACGUUAUGAAUUUUUCCUGUUGUACAACGUUAUUGUACCUGCCGUUUCAAGUCAUAUAUUAUUAAACUUUGCCUUUACGAUACUUCAAAUCGUAAAACAAGGACACUGCCGGAUGACCUGAAUAAUGUAGCAGAAAGAAAUCCUGAGUUUUUUUCAACUUAUGCUUGUGAAGAUAAGUUAGUUGAUUGUUGUCAUGAAAGCACCGGUUUAAUACCACCGAUUUUGCAUCUUGUGCUCAAUCACAUACAACGUUCACUCAUCCAAAACGAUCAAAAUCUCAUUAUUUCCACAGACCAUUCUUGCUCACAGAAAGAUACAACUUAAAAACUCGCAACGCACGUGCGUCGUCUCUCACAGAAGCGUAAAGACUUACCAGCCUUAUCAUCAGUGUGCAAGCUGUAAUGCGCUAUAGCUCUGCAGGCAAACGCAGCGCUAAUUCUGUGGAGUCGUGCUUUCAACGGUGGUCGCUUACAGUAGGUUCAACGUAUAUGAAAAUGUUAUAUCGUGCAUAGCAUGGUUACCUUCGCAUCUUAGUGAGAGACUUACGUGCUUGCGAGAACGCAGCGUACUCUGAACAUUGUAUAUUGUGCCUUAUAAUGGCAGAACAGCUUUACAUUUUCUCGCUGUUUACGCAACUGCGCCUUUUAAAAGUUGCAGUUUUGUAUUGUUGCACGUGUGACACCAAUAAAUGUAUGGGCAUUUUGUAUAA
Molecule: messenger RNA, 3864 nt
Organism: Rhipicephalus sanguineus (brown dog tick)
Lineage: Eukaryota; Metazoa; Arthropoda; Arachnida; Ixodida; Ixodidae
Product: scavenger receptor class B member 1
Exons: 15
Coding region: 560-2257 (565 amino acids)
Cellular component (GO): cytoplasm; membrane
Molecular function (GO): scavenger receptor activity
Source: RefSeq, a predicted model, not a curated record